AGUCGCUAAAAGCUCUUUUAGCGACAUUUGCAAGCAAAAUAAAGGACUUGGCUGUUACUCUUAGUAACAUUGUUCUCACUAUUGAGGUUUGCAAUACAAUGUUAUAGACUUAAAACAUGCAUAGUCAAUAAGCGAUCUGUUAUUCAUAAAGAACGCUGUGUUUUAAAUUUAUUUGUUAUCAGAGACAUUGAUAAUACUGAAAAUUAUUUUUACUUGAAUGUUAUCAUACUUUACUCAAACACAUCUGUUUAAACUGGUUGAAUCCCAUCUGCUUUGUUUUUAUUGUAUUUAAAGAUUAUGUUUUAAUGAAAGAAAUUAAAACCUAUUGCUAACAUCAAUGAUUGUUGUCAACCCAUAUUUGAGCUCAAGAAAGAAUAAACAAAAGAUCUUAACCUGAACUACACAUCUGUUUACUUCAAGAAGACUUGGUAAUGUAUUUAACAACAGGAAUUUUUGCUGAGCUUUACCACUGAUAUUUACUUGAGCUCGCUGUGAGAAAACUACUAUUUGUUCGUUGGAGUCUUUUCGUUAGCAGCAAAUAUGAAUCAAUUAUUUGUUGUUGUUAUUUCUCUCGUCCAGUUCAACCUGGCGUUACGUUUUGAAAGAAAAGGUGAUUUCACAAUUGGUGGUAUAUUCCCCUUAUCAACAGCAGAUGGCUCCGGAAAAUGCGCAGCUGUAAAUGCGAAAGGAAUUGCGUUAACAGAAGCCAUUGCAAAUGCUAUAGACAGAAUCAGUUCUGAUUCAACGUUUCAAAAUCUUUGGUCAACAACAAAAAUUGGAUUUGAUAUACGCGAUAGCUGUUCUGAUGUGAAUUUGGAACGUUCUGUUGCAUUUCAGAUGAGCAUGGAAGCCCUGAAUUAUCAACAUAACCGCUCCAAAGUAAAACCUGUCGACAUUGUUGCAUCAGAGUUUGGAAGACUUUCGUGUAAAAGUUUGCAUGUUUUAAGCAUCGAAGACAUUCCCAUGAUUAGUUACUCCGGCAACAAUUUGAGAUUGCGAAAAGAUAAGACAAUGCAAGCGACAGCUGUAGCCCUACUUGCAUCUGUUUAUCCAGAAAACGUGAUGAAAAUGGCAGCUGUUGCAGAUAUAAUUAAAAAAUAUAAAUUCCAGUAUGUCAACGUUAUUAUUUCGGAUGACUACCAAGGUAUUGAAGGUAUGAGCGUAUUAACGUCCCGCCUUGACAAAACAGGGUAUCAUGCCUCAAAAAUAUUAGUUUCUUUGCAAAAUGACAUUGAUGAUGCAGUGAAAACGAUUACUAAAAAUAAGCGUAUAAGUGUGAUUGUCGUACAUUGCACAAAAAUGCUUGAACUACUAUUUUACAAGAAAUUGUAUACUCAAAAUGUACGCGACUUGACCUUCAUUUCUACUCAAAAUUGGCAUCACUCACUGGACAUGCUAAGACCCUAUGCAUCUUUCUUGGACGGCAUGAUAUACAUUCAUUUUAACAAAGACAAUAAGGGAUUUAAAAGUUAUCUUAAAACACUAAGAAGACCGUAUACUGGAAAAGAUUGGAUAAAAAAGCUGUACUAUUUUCAUGGUGGAAGCGAGAGUUGUCUUGCUGGUGUAAACUUUACAACGAAAAAUUCAGCAACUCGAAAUUGUUUCGACGCCGAAAAUCAGGUGACAGACUCAUUAGUUCGUUUUGUCGAUACUUCAGUGUACGCAUUUGAUGCUGUGUAUGCGAUUGCUCAUGCUCUUAAAGAUAAAUUACAAUCACAAACACUUCUCAGUGCAUUGAAACAAACACAAUUCCAAAUACCAAUAUUACAAGAUGAAAUACGAUUCACAAAGCAAUUGACAGUUGCACCGAACGGAUUUACUUUAUACAAUCUGCAAGGCAACAAGCCUACAGCAGUGAAAACAAUAUGGGUGGGCUCAUGGGUUCAGAAUCCAAAACCACCACAGAAUACUAAUCUGCUGCUAACUAAAAGAGAUUUGAGAUGGAAAAAUAACAGCCUAACGGCACCAAUCUCAUCAUGUAGCGAAAUGUGUCAUCCUGGACUUUACCAAGUCCCACUCAAGAACGAAACACAUUGUUGGAACUGCUUCAGAUGUCCAAAUGGUACUGUCAGUAACAUAUCGAAUGCUAAAAGUUGCUUCGCGUGUCCAAAGGGAACAGUUAGUCAUCCGAAACAGAACCAAUGUGUUGUAUACAAAUUAAAAAGAUUUCACUGGUUUGGACCCGUUGGAGCAAUAAUUAUAGUAUUAAUUGUACUUGGUGUGGCAUGCACGCUGUUUGCUUUUGGGGUUGUCACUCAAAAGCGCAAUUAUGAACUGGUGGAAUUAUCUGGCUAUAAGUUGCUUUGCUUUUAUCUAAUUGGCUGUGUAACCUUGUUUCUGUCACCAAUACCAUUGUUGUCCGAACCAACUGUUAAUUCCUGUUCCUGUUAUAUCGGACUUUUUAACAUAGCCUUGACUAUCAUUUUUUCUGUUUUAAUAUCUCGCAGUCAGUUGGUAAAUGAUUUCUUUGACGAGGAAGGAAAUGUUAAAAAUGGAGCUUGUGGUAAAUACCCUCGUACAACGUGUAUUGUUGCUGUUAUAUCGAUCCAGUUAUUAAUACUUAUUACCGGGCUUGUAGCUGCUCCCCCUGAAACAUUGGCAAACGAAACGGAUGUGUGGAAUUUACGAUAUUUGGAGUGUUCGAGUUGGUCAAGCUACGUGUUUUGGAUUGCUUUGGGAUAUAAUAUUAUUCUCAGUAUUGUGGGUAACUUUUUGUCUUGCUCAUCCAAAAAGAUGGAAGAUACGUGUGAAGAGUUAAAGUAUAUCAUAAUCUCGUAUUGUUUUUUUUAUCUGAGUGGUUUGUUUGAAAUCGUUAUUUUCCAUCGUUACGUGGACAAGCAGUUAGCUGAAGCACAAUCAUUUAUGUGCAUAAUAUUUGGUUUUGCUUUCCUCUUUAUAUAUAUUUGGCCAAAAAUAUAUGUCAUUUUAUUUCGAUCACAAAAAGAUGGGAAAUCAAUUCAGAAGGCAUCGUUGUUGAGGCAAGAAGAAGAAUCGCUACAUAUUACAACCGCCAUUCACGCUUCGGCGGGUUUUCGCCAUCAUGGAGUGGUGCAAAUGCGAAUUAAGGAGAGUUUUGAUGACGAGUAGACACAACUUUUAAUUUUUAUUUAAAUAUUAUCUUUUUAAGCAAUAAAUAGAUUGAAGUUCUUGACAGCUAUUUAUAACUUCGUUUUUUUUAAGAUUUUUAUCUGAGAAAAUAUAACGAAGAUGUGCACACUAUA
Hydractinia symbiolongicarpus is the source of this 3221-nucleotide messenger RNA. RefSeq names its product extracellular calcium-sensing receptor-like. The record is from RefSeq and is a predicted model, not a curated record. Gene Ontology annotation, molecular function: adenylate cyclase inhibiting G protein-coupled glutamate receptor activity. Gene Ontology annotation, cellular component: membrane. The coding region runs from base 541 to 3087 and encodes 848 amino acids. The transcript has 2 exons. Lineage: Eukaryota; Metazoa; Cnidaria; Hydrozoa; Anthoathecata; Hydractiniidae. Gene Ontology annotation, biological process: G protein-coupled glutamate receptor signaling pathway; regulation of synaptic transmission, glutamatergic.